This is a messenger RNA of Colletotrichum higginsianum IMI 349063, 2358 nucleotides long. Its product is annotated as Phosphoinositide phospholipase C. Lineage: Eukaryota; Fungi; Ascomycota; Sordariomycetes; Glomerellales; Glomerellaceae. The coding region runs from base 1 to 2358 and encodes 785 amino acids. Gene Ontology annotation, molecular function: phosphatidylinositol-4,5-bisphosphate phospholipase C activity. Gene Ontology annotation, biological process: lipid metabolic process; phosphatidylinositol-mediated signaling. The record is from RefSeq and is a predicted model, not a curated record. The transcript has 4 exons.
AUGUGUCUCUCGGUACGUUCUUCGUCGGAUCCUGUGCCUAAGGAUGAGGGGAGGGAAGGGAGGUUCUGGCGCCGCAAGGCACCCAACGGUGAGAAGCCCCGGACGAAGAAACGCGCCCUCACGAUGCCCUUGUGGUCUACAUCCAACAAGACCUCGGCCAACACCCUGAAGGGUAUGGUCGGCCUCACCACCAUCCUAGCACCUACGCGCGACGGCUUCCACUUCAAACUCGCCCAGCCGAUGCCCUCCAUCAACGUCACAAACGUAGACGGCGCAACCGACCCUUCCUCUUCCUCUGCCAACUCCGACCACAAGGAUACCCCCGCCACCUCGACCUCCGACGAGAUCCUGCUUAGUUUCGCCAUACAGAACCGUCUGAAAAAGAUCUUUGACGACCUGCGCUCGCGACGUUCCUCGUUAUCACGCGAUCCUUUUGUGACCCGAGAGCAGCUGCUCGUAUUCCUCGAGAAAACCCAGGGCGAGGACGAUGUGGAGAACAUCCUACCCGAGGACAAGGAGAGAUACAAUUUUGGCGAGUUCCUCGAGACUUGGUGGACUCACUACGGAUGGGAUGCCGUUCGCCCCCUGAAGAGUGAGGACAAGGACUUGGCCCGCCCCAUUACGAACUACUUCAUCAGCAGCAGCCACAACACGUACCUAGAAGGCAACCAGCUCGCCUCCAAGAGCUCGCCCGAGGCCUACAGGGCGGUUCUCCGCCGGGGAUGUCGGUGUAUCGAGAUCGAUGUCUGGAACGGAGACACCCCCAUCACAACUCAAGAGGGCGCCCGGCCCGAUCAUUCGAGGAACCUCUCGGGCUCAUCCCUGCCCAACGUGGCGGCAAGCGUCAAGGAGACUGUCGAAGAUAUUCUGAUUGACCGCAACGGCCAUGGCAGUGGCCACAGCAGGAACCCGAGCAACGCCAGCAGGUCUCUCAACCCUCGCGAUAGUACCACACUGCUGGGCCCGAGCGAGUCCACAGAAUCCCUGGGCAAUACUCUUCGUCCGCAAUCCGCAGGCAAGAACCGUCUGCCGUAUCCCAAAGAUGAACCGAUUGUGACCCAUGGCUGGACCCUGACGACCCCGUGCGGCUUCCGGGAGGUGUGUAGGGCCGUUCGCGAGUCCGCCUUCGAGACCAAUGACCUGCCCAUCAUAGUCAGUCUCGAGGUCCAUGCCGACAAGGAACAGCAGGAGGUCAUGGUUAAGAUCAUGAAGCAAGAGUGGGAGGGCAUGCUGAUCGACAAGUCCUGGGAGGGCAUUGACCCUCGUUUCCGUCUCCCAAAACUCGAGGAGCUGAAGCGCAAGAUACUCGUCAAAGUGAAGAAGGCGCCUAAUAAGAUCGAAGUACCUGUCAGCACGACGGCGCUGUCGCGGGUCUACGCCAACGACGAGGACGCCUCGGGCUCGGACGACGAGCGUAUCAAGGAAGUACCAAAGACACCAAACACGCCCAGAACCGACACUCCCGUCAAGAUCCACAGCGGCAGUGAGGCGCCUACAAGCGCCAAGGUGGCCAUCUGUCAGGCACUUAGCAGCCUGGCCAUCUACACGCACAGCGAACACUUUAAGAGUUUCGAGACGGCGGCGGCUAAGAAGCCGAGCCACAUCUUUUCGAUAAGCGAGAGCAGGAUUCUCGAGCUGCACGCAACCAAGGCUCGCGAAAUGUUCACUCACAACAAAAACUUCUUCAUGCGGGCCUUCCCCAACGGCGCGCGUGUCGACAGUUCCAACCCGGAUCCCAGUCUGUUCUGGCGGAAGGGUGUGCAGAUGGUCGCUCUCAACUGGCAGUACCUCGACGAAGGCAUGAUGCUGAACGAGGGCAUGUUCGCCGACGAGCAAGGGUGGGUUCUCAAGCCUAUCGGCUACCGCAGUUGUGACAAGGACACCGUAACCGAAGUCGAUGCCGCGCCUCAGGGUGACCUGGAGCUUGCCGUCACCAUUAUUGCCGGCCAACAUAUCUGGGCCGCCAGUGACUCCGACAGCAACAGCAGCCGCGCCAAGCACCUCCGGCCGUUUGUCAAGUGCGAGCUCCACGUCGAGAUCGGAGCCGUGAACGGCAAAGCCGCCGACGAAGACGACUUCAAGCUCAAGACAGGGUCGAGGAAGACAGACCACCCCGAAUGGGAGAACGGAGCCCGGCUGAAGUUUCCCAAGAUCUCGAGGGUGGUGGAAGAGUUGAGUUUCCUCAGAUUCAAGGUCGAGGAUGACCCGAUUCUCGGCAGCGAUGAGCUACUGUCGUGGGCUUGCAUCCGGCUCGACCGGUUGCGACCAGGCUUCCGCUUCAUCCGUCUCAUGGACAUCAAGAACCGUCCGAUCGAGGGCGGCAAGUUGCUCGUCAAGAUCGACAAGGUGGUGCGGUAG